UUGGGGUUUCCUUUUUUUUUUUUAUCUGUUACUGAAUUUGCAGUUCAAGUCCCCAAGGACAACAAAUGUCCACUACUCGCUAUCGACUGUUGUACCGACUGGAGCACACUGUCCAGCGGCUUGGACUGCAAGCAGCUUCUAGAGGCAGUUAAAGAAAAGUUUUCUGGCAAUGGUAUGCGAUUCGAACUGUCCAAUGAUCCUGGAAGGUAUCUGUGCGCAUAUUCCUACUACAUAUCGUUGCGACAUAACAGGCAUCGCUCACUGUUCGUACACGUUCCCGAAUUUGAUGAAUAUUGUACGAAGGAAUUUAUCGCCAACAUCAUCAAGCAGAUCAUCCACAAAUCCAUGCUACAGGUCCUCGCACUCCGUGAAAAGCGAUCCACAAAUUCCGAUGAUAAGGAGCAACAACAGCAGCCUAAGCAAGCAGCUUCUGGGCAGUGA
Molecule: messenger RNA, 441 nt
Organism: Gongylonema pulchrum
Lineage: Eukaryota; Metazoa; Nematoda; Chromadorea; Rhabditida; Gongylonematidae
Source: the annotation of a GenBank genome assembly